GAGAGAAAGAAAAAAACAAAAAAGAGAGAGAGAAGAGAUAAAGGACAGAGAGCGGUGCUCUGGUUCCCAGGUUCCUAUCCCACCAAACAGACUGGCCAGGGGGCUGCCCUCUGGACACCAGGGUCCCAACUGAGACUUACCCGAGGACAAGCUGGGGCGCCCCGCCCCCCGGGCGCCCGACGUGGACGCGGCCGCCGCCGCUGCUGCCGCCGCCGCGCGGGAGUCGCUGUCCGCGGAACCGACAUGCAGGCGGCGCGGGGCGGCGCGGGGCGGCCGGGCCGGGCGGGCCGCGGGCCGGAUUGCGGGCGCCAGCGGCCGCCGGGCGCCAGAGCCGCGUCCCCCUGCGCCGCCCCGCGCCGGCCGGCCGGAGCCGCCGCCAUGCACCCCGGGCCGCCCCGCGCCGCGCUCCGCCUGUGGCUGGGCUGCGUCUGCCUCGCGCUGGUGCAGGCGGACAGCCCCUCCGCCCCAGUGAAUGUCACUGUCAGGCACCUCAAGGCCAACUCCGCGGUGGUGAGCUGGGAUGUCCUGGAGGAUGAGGUUGUCAUCGGAUUUGCCAUCUCUCAGCAGAAGAAGGACGUGCGGAUGCUGCGCUUCAUCCAGGAGGUGAACACCACCACCCGCUCCUGCGCCCUCUGGGACCUGGAGGAGGACACGGAAUACAUCGUGCACGUGCAAGCCAUCUCCAUCCAGGGCCAGAGUCCGGCUAGCGAGCCAGUGCUCUUCAAGACGCCGCGGGAGGCUGAGAAGAUGGCCUCCAAGAACAAAGAUGAGGUGACCAUGAAGGAGAUGGGGCGCAACCAGCAGCUGCAGACAGGCGAGGUGCUGAUCAUCGUCGUGGUCCUGUUCAUGUGGGCCGGCGUCAUUGUCCUCUUCUGCCGCCAGUAUGACAUUAUCAAGGACAAUGAGCCCAAUAACAACAAGGAAAAAACCAAGAGUGCGUCAGAAACCAGCACACCAGAGCACCAAGGCGGGGGGCUUCUCCGCAGCAAGUCUGGUGAAGGAGACUGAACUACAAACCCAAAUUCUGCAAAAAAAUAAACAAGCCACAAAACUUGAGGCCUGGCCCCAUUCUGGAAAAGGCAAAGCUGCAUGAGACACGGCCUUCUUUCUGCCUCCUCGCGUCUCCUGGACGGCCUUCCUCUCUGAGAAGAUGCACAAAGCUGCUGGGAGAUGACAAGCACCGAGACUGACUUAAGCCCUUUCAGACCAAGAACCGUCAGGGAAGCCAUGGGCCUGCCUGCCGGGCAGGGGCGUGGCUGCCGUGGAGCCUUUUCUGGAUUCAGCCAUUAAGGACUUGUUUGUGGUGCGAUGCACAACUUUGUGUGUGUGUGUGAGAUUUAUCUGUUUUGUCUCUUGGAAAACACAACUGAAGGGCUUCAUUCCAGAGGGCCAUAGAGAUUCCCCGAGCUGGUUGCCUGCAUCUUCUGUCUUCUUUGGCCCUUAUUUUGACUGUAAGACUAUCCGUCUGGGGUUUUAAGAAGAAAGUGCAGGAAAGAUACCUGGAAGGUAUUGGCCCCAUUUCAUUAGGAAAGCCUCUUGGAGUUGUAACAGUGCUGACUUGGACAACUGAAAGGCACGUUCCCGUGGGACAUCCUGAAGGCUGCUAAAUCACCACGCUGUGGUGGAAGCUGCCAGAAGGCAGGCAUGAGCCAUUCAGUCAGAGCAGUCGUGGCCUCUGGGGUCUCCAUAUCUUGCCAUCUCAUCCAGGAUUCUGUGAAAGCUACCCAGGGUCCUCAUGUCCUUCCCUAGAGCCUGUGUGGUGUGAGGUGACAGGUCUUUCUCCACUGCCCCUUUCUGGUAAAAAACAAAACAAAAAACAAAAAAAAACUGGUGCUUGAUAAGGGAAGGCAGACCCUUCCCUAGGACUGACAAGCUGUGGCAGCUGAAUGCCUGCACAGAAGAGAAGGACCUCUGUGUCUUCCAGUGGUGGCUAUGGACAGGCGUCUGGGAGCACUGCGCCUAGCACAAGCCUGGCACACAGUAGGUGCUCAUUGAAUACCUGUUGAACUGAAUAAGCAAUAGCCCCCAAGCCAGAGAGCUGAAAGCCAUCACCCAGUGACCACCCUUCCUUCCGGUCUACAAGAGCUCUCAGGGCUGGGUCGGCCACCACUUCUGAGUGUGGAACACAGGGAGGGAGGAGAGACAGGGUAAAGGCAGAUGUCAGCAACACUAAGGGCUUCCUCAUGGGAGGGCAUGAGGCUUCACUCAUUGUCUUGUGACUUCCAUCCCUGCUGAAUGGGGCUGCAAGGCCAAGGCUCCUUAGGGGAGAGAGGUCCUUACCUCUGAUCCAGUUAGAGCAAUAACCACUUUUUAAAUGUAAAAUAAAAAGACAAAUGAAAAGGCA
This is a messenger RNA of Myotis myotis, 2344 nucleotides long. It is a transcript of the gene FNDC5, whose product is annotated as fibronectin type III domain containing 5. Gene Ontology annotation, biological process: positive regulation of brown fat cell differentiation. The record is from RefSeq and is a predicted model, not a curated record. The coding region runs from base 244 to 1008 and encodes 254 amino acids. NCBI's taxonomy places the organism in Eukaryota, Metazoa, Chordata, Mammalia, Chiroptera, Vespertilionidae. Gene Ontology annotation, molecular function: protein binding. The transcript is spliced from 7 exons.